Messenger RNA from Striga hermonthica, 327 nucleotides. Lineage: Eukaryota; Viridiplantae; Streptophyta; Magnoliopsida; Lamiales; Orobanchaceae. The record is from the annotation of a GenBank genome assembly.
AUGUCUUCGUCGGUCAGUAGCCAGAGGGUCUCUCCAAACUGUCGAUGUGGGAAGAAAGCGAAGCUGUGGACCUCGUGGACUGAAGCAAACCCGGGUAGGCGAUUCAACGGGUGUGAAGAUUGGGAGAUUGGAGGCUGUGAUUUUUUUGCUUGGGAAGAUCCUCCAAUACCUCGACGUACUGUAUAUGUGAUCCGGAACCUUCGUGAAGAGAAGGAGACUCUGAUAAAACAAGUAAAGAUUUUGGAGAAUCAGAGGCGCAAAUUGAAGAUGUACUUAAUGAUUUCUUGGUGCUUAAUUAUCUUGUUCAAGUGUUUAGGAUUUGUCUAA